This is a messenger RNA of Kogia breviceps (pygmy sperm whale), 1602 nucleotides long. RefSeq names its product acetyl-CoA acyltransferase 2 (gene ACAA2). Gene Ontology annotation, molecular function: acyltransferase activity, transferring groups other than amino-acyl groups. Gene Ontology annotation, cellular component: mitochondrion. Lineage: Eukaryota; Metazoa; Chordata; Mammalia; Artiodactyla; Physeteridae. The record is from RefSeq and is a predicted model, not a curated record.
GGGUGCCCGGGGCGGUACCGGUACGUCAGCGUCGCCGAGGAGGACCCCUGCGCUGCCGCCCGCCGCCAUGGCCAUGCUCCGAGGUGUGUUCAUUGUUGCUGCUAAGCGGACACCCUUUGGAGCUUAUGGAGGUCUUCUGACAGACUUCACAGCUACUGACUUGGCUGAAUCUGCUGCCAGGGCUGCCUUGUCUGCUGGCAAAGUCUCGCCUGAAACUAUUGAUAGUGUCGUUGUAGGCAACGUCAUGCAGACUUCUUCAGAUGCUAUAUACUUGGCAAGACAUGUUGGUUUGCGUGUGGGAAUCCCAAAAGAGACCCCAGCUGUCACUGUUAAUAGGCUCUGUGGCUCCGGUUUCCAGUCCAUUGUGAAUGGAUGUCAGGAAAUUUGUGUUAAAGACUCUGAAAUUGUCUUGUGUGGAGGAACUGAAAGCAUGAGCCAGGCUCCCUUCUAUGUCAGAAAUAUUCGUUUUGGAACUACGUUUGGAUCAGAUCUCAAGCUGGAAGACUCUUUGUGGACAGGAUUAACAGAUCAGCAUAUCCAAAUCCCAAUGGCAAUUACUGCAGAGAAUCUUGCUGCAAAACAUAAAAUAAGCAGAGAAGACAGUGACAGAUAUGCCCUGCAGUCACAGCAGAGGUGGAAAGCUGCUAAUGAUGCUGGUUACUUUAAUAAUGAGAUGGCACCAAUUGAGGUGAAGACAAAGAAAGGAAAACAGACAAUGCAGGUAGAUGAACAUGCUCGGCCCCAAACAACCCUGGAGCAGUUAAAUAAACUUCCUCCAGUGUUCAAGAAAGAAGGAACCGUUACUGCAGGGAACGCAUCGGGGAUUUCUGAUGGUGCUGGAGCUGUUAUCAUAGCUAGUGAAGAUGCUGUUAAAAAACAUAACUUCACACCACUGGCAAGAAUUGUGGGCUAUUUUGUAUCUGGAUGUGAUCCCGCUAUCAUGGGUAUUGGUCCUGUCCCUGCUAUCAAUGGGGCACUGAAGAAAACAGGACUAAGUCUUAAGGAUAUGGAUUUGGUAGAAGUGAAUGAAGCUUUUGCUCCCCAGUACUUGGCAGUUGAAAAGAGUUUGGAUCUUGACCCAAGUAAAACCAACGUGAAUGGAGGGGCCAUUGCUUUGGGUCACCCAUUAGGGGGAUCUGGAUCAAGAAUUACUGCACACCUGGUUCAUGAAUUAAGGCGUCGGGGUGGAAAAUACGCUGUAGGAUCAGCCUGCAUUGGAGGGGGCCAAGGAAUUGCGGUCAUCAUUGAGAACACAGCUUGAGGAGAGCAGGGAGCCUGCCCUGGUCCACGCUCACAUGACUUGGCCAGGCCACAGUAUGCCAGGUGACCUUCAGAGAAGCUGUGAAGGUCAUGCCAUGCCCUUCACUGAGAGUGAUUGAGUUUGGUCAAGGAAUGGUUUGGCAAAAAUGCAUUUAUCAUGAACAAGAGCCCAUGACAGAAUAAAUUCUCUCAAAUUUGUACCAAAUAUGCUGCAUUUCUGAACUAAAAUCCAACUAUAGAAGACCUCACACGGAAUUGUAUCCUUGCCAAAUAACCACCACUUAUGUCUUAGAUAAUAUGAUUGCAGGUAAAUUGAAUAAAUUCUGCCUUAACUUCAGCUAA